AUGUUUGCCAUUAGUGAGAUAAACAGAAAUCCUCAUUUAUUACCAAACCUCACAAUGGGAUAUAUUAUGUAUGAUUCUUGUUAUUCAGAAAUGAGAGCUCUAGAGGUCACUAUGAGGCUGUUAUCUGGAGAGAAAAUGGUUCCAAACUAUCAAUGUGGAAAAGAAUUAUGGCCUUGUGCCAUCAUUGGUGACUCACCAUCAACGUCUUCUGUCACAAUGGCCAGGCUUUUAGGAAUCUAUAUGUUCCCACAGGUAAGUUAUGGUUCCAUGCUGCCUGUCCUAAGUGACAAGCAACAAUUCCCUUCCUUUCUUCGUACAAUAAGUAACUUCACUGUUCAAAUUGUUGGUAUCUCUCAGCUGAUGAGACAUUUUGGCUGGACAUGGAUCGGCAUUCUAGCCUCUGAUAAUGACAUUGGCAGAGAAGGUAGCCAGGGCUUGUUGCAAGAACUCACUAAAAGAGGUCGUUGUGUAGCUUUGCUGGAAAUACUACCUGCUUACAAUUCUAUGAGUCAACUACGACAGAUUGCUGAGAAAAUCAAGGCAUCACAAGUGAAAGUAAUAAUUGUCUAUUCCACACAGAUGUACCUGAUACAAUUAAUGGAGGAAAUCUCAAUGCAAAACAUAAGCAAUAAAGUUUGGAUUGCUCCAACCCACUGGAGAAAUUCUUUAGUGUUCCAUAUCAAGGACAACUGGAGGACUUUAAAUGGUACCUUAGGUUUUACAAACUACAAUCCAGAAAUUCCUGGUUUCCAUAAUUUUUUGUAUAGCAUUCUUCCUUCUUUUUCUGCCAAUGAUGUUUUUCUCAGUCUUUUCUGGGAGAUAUUGUUUCAUUGUAAAUGGGUGGAUGACCCUUCCACCAAUGUAUCUGUACUGGGUAACACAACCACAGCACUUUGCACAGGUAGUGAAAGCAUGAAAAACAUGGAUAUAUCUGUAUAUGAAUCAUAUAAUUUCCCGGAAGCCAUUACCGCGUAUAAUGCUGUAUAUGUUUUGGCAUGUGCACUACAUGACAUGUUAUCAUGCGAUAUAAUCAACAUUGUAUCAAAGAACAUAUCUUGUGGUGGUAUUUCAAAUAUUCAGCCAUGGCAGCUUCUCAACUUUAUCAAGACUGUCCAUUUUGUGAAUACAGUAGGCCAAGAAGUGCAUUUUGAUAUCAAUGGUGAUAUGCCAACAUUAUACGACAUUCAGAAUUUUCAGUUUUUCCUGAAUGGUACAAGCAAAAUUGUAAAAAUAGGCAUCUUUAUGCCAUGGGCACCCACAGAUCAGCAGAUUCAAAUAGAUACAAAAAUCAUUUUGUGGAACUAUGGUGGUACUGAGGUCCCAAGUGCUGUGUGCAGUGAAAGCUGCAGUCCAGGAUACAGGAAAGCUGCUCGGAUGGGACAGCCCAUUUGCUGCUUUGACUGCAUCCCAUGUUCUGAGGGGAAAUUUUCAAACCAGACUGACAGUAAUGACUGUAAGGAUUGUCCAGAUGAACAAUGGCCAAAUUAUGAACGUGAGAAAUGUAUCCCCAAAACCAUUGAGUUCUUGUCUUAUGGGGAGCUUCUGGGGACAUCUUUAGCUGUUAUCAGUAUUGCAUGCUCCAUCAUCACUGCUUCUUCUCUCUACAUCUUUAUCAAGUUUCGUGAUACUCCAAUUAUCAAGGCCAACAACCGAGAGCUGAGCUAUUUGCUGUUGCUUGCCCUCUUUUUCUGUUUUCUCUGCUCCUUGUUAUUUAUUGGACAUCCUAACACAGUAACCUGCAUAAUACGGCAAGUCACUUUUGGUGUUAUUUUUUCUUUCAGUGUCUCCUGCAUAAUGGCAAAAACAAUCACAGUCAUUGUUGCUUUCACUGCUACCAAACCCAACAGCUCCAUGAAGAAGUGGAUUGGACCUAAAACACCAGGUUUACUGAUUGUCUUCUGCUCUGUAGGCCAGGUUUUAAUAUGCACUGCUUGGCUCUCUAUCCAGCCACCCUUUCCCAAUGACAAUAUGAAGAUCAAACCUGGAAAAAUAAUAGUGGAAUGCCAGGAAGGGUCAAAUGUAGCAUUUGCUUCUAUGCUGGGAUACAUGGGCUUUUUAGCAAUGCUGAGCUUUAUAAUAGCAUUCUUAGCAAGGAAGCUGCCAGAUACAUUCAACGAAGCCCAAAUGAUCACAACUAGCAUGUGCAUUUUCCUUAGUGUUUGGACAUCUUUCAUCCCUGCUUACCUGAGCACACAAGGAAAGUACAUGGUUGCUGUGGAAGUUUUUGCUAUUUUAGCAUCAAGUGCUGGAUUACUGUUUUCAAUAUUUUUCCCCAAAUGCUACAUUGUGCUCCUAAGGCCUGAGAAGAACACCAGGAAACACAUGACUGGAAAGGCGAGCACCACUGCAAAAUGA
Molecule: messenger RNA, 2355 nt
Organism: Protopterus annectens (West African lungfish)
Lineage: Eukaryota; Metazoa; Chordata; Ceratodontiformes; Protopteridae
Product: extracellular calcium-sensing receptor-like
Exons: 5
Coding region: 1-2355 (784 amino acids)
Biological process (GO): G protein-coupled receptor signaling pathway
Cellular component (GO): membrane
Molecular function (GO): G protein-coupled receptor activity
Source: RefSeq, a predicted model, not a curated record